Spathaspora passalidarum NRRL Y-27907 is the source of this 2001-nucleotide messenger RNA. RefSeq names its product syntaxin-binding protein. The transcript has a single exon. Gene Ontology annotation, biological process: intracellular protein transport; endoplasmic reticulum to Golgi vesicle-mediated transport. Gene Ontology annotation, cellular component: Golgi membrane; cytosol. The annotation marks the transcript as partial. Gene Ontology annotation, molecular function: syntaxin binding. The record is from RefSeq and is a predicted model, not a curated record. Lineage: Eukaryota; Fungi; Ascomycota; Pichiomycetes; Serinales; Debaryomycetaceae.
ACACCAAUCAUUCAAUAGCAACCAUUGCCAAUGUCAUUAGUUGAGACUUCUAGUUUGAGGAACAGACAGAUAUCGAUAUUGGAGCGAAUGCUUCAUUUGAACAAGGAAGGGUCGGCUGAUCUCACCUUGGCGUCCAAAAGUGAGGAAAUAAUCUGGAAAGUGUUGGUUUUAGACACCAAGUCACGAGCAGUGUUGUCAUCAGUUUUGAGAGUCAAUGAUUUGCUCAGAUGUGGUAUUACAGUUCAUUCGUUGAUUAAUUCUAAUAGAUCGGCCUUGCCUGAUGUCCCUGUUAUAUAUUUUGUCGAGCCAACCAUUGAAAAUAUCUUGUUAAUUAUCGACGAUUUGGUUCAUGACAAGUACGAAUCCUUCUAUAUAAACUUUACUUCCUCGAUUAAUAGAGAACUUCUUGAAGAAUUUGCUAAAAAGGUUUCCACUUCGGGCAAAUCUACCAAGAUCAAACAAGUUUACGAUCAAUAUCUUGAUUUUAUUGUUACCGAACCUAACUUGUUUUCAUUGAACUUGCCAAAGAUAUUCACUACUUUUAAUACUGUUCAUACCCAAGAAGAAACCAUUCACCAAUUGGUUGAUACCAUAGCUGAUGGUUUACUUUCCACUAUAAUAACCAUGGACAUAGUUCCCGUGAUAAGAGCACAACAAAAUGGACCUGCAGAAUUUGUAGCCACCCUGUUAGACUUGAAAUUGAGAGAUUAUUUGAGUAAUUCUAGAAAUGCUGGCGCAACUCAACCCAUUCAACAGCGUCCAGUUAUGAUCUUAUUGGAUAGAAACUUUGAUUUGGCAUCCAUGUUUUCUCAUUCGUGGAUUUAUCAAUGUAUGGUUAGUGAUGUGUUUUCAUUGCAAAGAAAUACAAUUCUGAUCCAUAAAUAUUCCAAGGAAAGCACUCAACCAACUAUAAAGAAGUACGAUGUUGAUCCAAGAGAUUUCUUUUGGAAUAAGUAUUCUCAAUUGCCAUUCCCAGAUGUUGUCGAAAGUGCCGAUGCUGAGUUAAACGCAUAUAAGAAUGAUGCUAAAGAAGUUACUGCCAAAACAGGUAUAACAUCUUUACAGGAUAUCGAUCACAACACUAGUGAAACUGCAAAUAUUCAACAAGCAGUUGAAAAAUUGCCAGAAUUGACUGCCAGAAAGACUACUUUGGAUAUGCAUAUGGAUAUACUUGCAGCAUUAAUUGAUGAGCUUCAAGCGAAGAAUUUGGAUAAGUUUUUUGAAAUUGAACAAAAUGCAAGUGAUCCAAAGGAAUUGAAAGAAUUCCUUGACUUGUUAGCAACUAAGACGGAAAGAGAUAGCUCACUUGAUAAGUUGAGAACUUUUAUGAUCUUGACUUUAAUUGUGGAUGUUACUCCUGAUUAUGUUGACAAAGUUAGAGGAAUUUUCAAGGAAAAGUACCCUGAAGUUGACAUGGCUGCUUUUGACUACAUUCUCAAGUUCAAAGAAAACUCCAAAUUGGCUAAUUUGGCUUCAUUAAAUGAUACUGGCCUGAAGAAUCUCCAUAAUAACACCCCAUCGAAUUUGAAUUCGUCUGCUCUCUUAAGUGGGUUGUCUUCUAAGUUAUAUGGGUUAACUGAAGGUAAAAUCUCGGAAGGGUUAAGUUCGAUCGCUACUAGAAUAAAAAGCUUUAUCCCAGAAAAAAAAUUAUUACCAAUUACAAACCUUGUUGAAGCUAUUAUGGAUCCAAACAAUUCAUCAGCUAGUUCGGUCCAAUUAACCGAUGAAUACUUGUACCUAGAUCCAAAAUCAAGAGGGGGCCAUUCCAAACCUCCAAGAAGACAAUCAUACCAAGAAUCAUUGGUGUUUGUCGUUGGUGGUGGUAACUACUUGGAAUAUCAAAACUUACAAGAAUGGGCUAAUGAACCAGGUAAGCCACCAAAGAAGGUUGUCUAUGGAAGUACUGAAAUUGUUUCUGCUUCCGAUUUCUUGAAAGAGUGUGAUGAUUUAGGGAAAAACAAUUAAACUCGUUAUGCUAAUAUAAUAUACAAUUCUUUUUUU